This is a messenger RNA of Rangifer tarandus platyrhynchus (Svalbard reindeer), 1323 nucleotides long. NCBI's taxonomy places the organism in Eukaryota, Metazoa, Chordata, Mammalia, Artiodactyla, Cervidae. The record is from the annotation of a GenBank genome assembly.
AUGGUCCCAGAGCAGGUCCCCGCCAACCACAGCACCCCGGACUGGGGGUCGGGGCCGCCGCGGGCGCCCGGGGGCAGCGGCUGGGUGGCUGCCGCGCUGUGUGCGGUCAUCGCGCUGACGGCGGCGGCCAACUCGCUGCUCAUCGCGGUCAUCUGCGCGCAGCCCGCGCUGCGCAACACCUCCAACUUCUUCCUGGUGUCGCUCUUCACGUCGGACCUGAUGGUGGGGCUGGUGGUGAUGCCGCCGGCCAUGCUGAACGUGCUGUACGGCCGCUGGGUGCUGGCGCGGCGCCUCUGCCUGCUCUGGGCCGCCUUCGACGUGAUGUGCUGCAGCGCCUCCAUCCUCAACCUCUGCCUGAUCAGCCUGGACCGCUACCUGCUCAUCCUCUCGCCGCUGCGCUACAAGCUGCGCAUGACGCCCGCGCGCGCCCUGGCGCUGGUCCUCGGUGCCUGGAGCCUGGCCGCGCUCGCCUCCUUCCUGCCCCUGCUGCUGGGCUGGCACGAGCCGGGCCGCGCGCGGGCGCCCGCGCCGGGUCAGUGCCGCUUUCUGGCUAGCCUGCCCUUCGUUCUCGUGGCGUCGGGCCUCACCUUCUUUCUGCCCUCCGGCGCCAUCUGCUUCACCUACAGCAGGAUCUUGCUGGCCGCCCGCAAGCAGGCCGUCCAGGUGGCCUCCCUCACCACUGGCACUGCCGGCCAGGCCUUGGAGACGCUGCAGGUGCCCAGGACCCCACGCCCAGGGGCGGAGUCAGCUGACAGCAGGCGUCUGGCCGCCAAGCACAGCAGGAAGGCCUUGAAGGCCAGCCUGACCCUGGGCAUCCUGCUGGGCAUGUUCUUUGUGACCUGGCUGCCUUUCUUUGUGGCCAACAUAGUCCAGGCCGUGUGCGGCUGCAUCCCCCCCGGGCUCUUUGACGUCCUCACGUGGCUGGGCUAUUGCAACAGCACCAUGAACCCCAUCAUCUACCCGCUCUUCAUGCGGGACUUCAAGCGGGCCCUGGGCAGGCUCCUGCCGUGUCCCCGCGGCCCCCGGGAGCGCCAGCCGGGCCUCGCCUCGCCCUCCGUGCGGACCUCUCGCAGCGGCCCGCGGCCCGGCCUGAGCCUGCAGCACGUGCUUCCCCUUCCCCGGCCGCCAGACUCGGACUCGGACCCGGACCCGGGCUCUGGGGGCUUCUCUGGCCCGCGGCUCACGGCCCAGCUGCUGCCACCUGGCGAGGCCGCCCAGGAUGCCCCCCCGCCUGCCAGGGCCACUACGGCAGUCAACUUCUUCAGCAUCGAUCGCACGGAGCCCGAGCUGCGGCCGUGUCCCCCUGGGACCCCCACGAAUUGA